Mus caroli (Ryukyu mouse) is the source of this 7040-nucleotide messenger RNA. It is a transcript of the gene Ice2, whose product is annotated as interactor of little elongation complex ELL subunit 2. The record is from RefSeq and is a predicted model, not a curated record. Lineage: Eukaryota; Metazoa; Chordata; Mammalia; Rodentia; Muridae. Gene Ontology annotation, cellular component: transcription elongation factor complex. Gene Ontology annotation, biological process: snRNA transcription by RNA polymerase II; snRNA transcription by RNA polymerase III; positive regulation of transcription by RNA polymerase III.
GCCUUAAAGCAUUUUUCUCUCCAGAAAAUUAUAAAGACCAUUCCAUGGCUCCAAGUUUAAAAGAACUCUAUAUUUUGUCUAACAGGUAAAAAUGUCUGCAUCUCCUUAUGUAACUCUGGCUAGCCCAUAGCUCAUCAUUUAGACCCAUCUGACCUCAUAAAGCUCUGCCUGCGUCUGCCUCUUUCAGUGCUAGGACUAUGUGUGGCUGCUGCGGCUGACUUCAAUAGUAGUCCUCGUCUUACCGUAGCUGCUGCUUUGUUAUUUUGAUGGUUCUUUGCAAUCUCUCUCAGCAUUUCCUAGGCAUGAGCUGUAUAAAGGAAAUGAUAUUUUGCUGGCAGUUAGGAAAAAAACAAAAAGAACAAAAACCUCCUAAAAUCUUUUUUUUAGAAUAGGCUUUCCUUUCUUUAGAUUUUUUUUUUUUUUUUUUACAUAGCAUGAUUUAUUAGUGUGAUUUACAGUUUAGUUUAAGAGGAAAGCACAAAGCAUUGAUUCAUGUUUCUGGAUUUUUUUUUUUGUUAUAGCAAGGAACUGAUUUUGGAGUUCAGUUACUUAGAACUUUCCUUGCUGGGGAAAAGCAUUCUUCAUUAUUUUCCAUAAUAUAGUAAUUGCUGUGUUCUCUAGCAUGUUGGAAGAAAAUAUACCUUUAAUUGUGCUGAUUUCAAAACUGAAAUCAGCCCCAUCUCAUCACUAAAAGGUGUUUACUCUUAAUUUCAGAAGAAACAUUCACUAGACUUGCUGCACUUGCAUGCCUGUUUAUAGGAUAAAAGGACCGCCAGACUAGCAUGGUAGUAGCAGUGUGAGUAAGGUAGAAAGUCAGUAUGGCUUUUCUCCUGGGAAGAUCAAGUUCAUUACAGUAUUUAAAAAGUUUAGCCAAGAGUAAAUGAGAAAAAUAAAGAGCUUUUCAUGGAGAAAUAAAAAUCUUCCUUUAUCUAAAAUUAAACAUUCUGAUUAGAGAUCCUUAUCAUUGAGUUUUGAGCCAACAAGUGACUGGAUAGUUUUGAAUUUGAUGAGGAGAUAUAGUUACUGUUAAUCUGAUUAAUAUAAAAGAAAACUAAACUACAAGAUUUAGGAAGACUUUGAGAUGGAGCCCAGAAAUAUCAUUUCCAAAUGUGGUUCUUAAAGAAACUGCCAAACUAGUCAACUUAAGAGUCUUGCAAACUGCUUGGAACCUUCUUUUAUUUCAUAGCAACUUGAAAUAAAAAGGAAAAUGGUAGUUGACAAAAUGAAGGAGGAAGCUUCAAACUAUCAGCUGGAAUAAAAUGCAGUGGUGUAAUGUAUGUGGGGAGUGCUGCUGGGGACUUGUGGCUGCACCUGAUGAAGAUUUUGACAGCGCUGCACUUGAAAAUGAUCUUGAUGUGCUGCCGUGCAUUCUCUGCUGGAUGUGGCCAAUUUACACUGCUGGAGUGUCUUGACAUUCCUACUCGGGCAUAUCUGAGUCAGCAGCUCGUUGCUGCUGCAGCUUAAUUAAAUUUGCCAGUUUGUGCCAGGAGGACAGACAUGUUCUCAUAUUUAGAGAGACAGCUGUGAAGCAGUAUUGUUAAGAGUUGCGGACACAAUACUGUUAGGUUUGAAUAGCUCUCAAGACGUAUUCUAGUGAGAAAUCAAUUUGCUGUAAUACAUUUCUACCAAGAUCAGCAGUUAAUAUUCAUUUUGUUAACCUAAAACGAGCUUAUUUUUAUAGUUACUGGAGAAACUUUGGUAGCUAAGUAUGUGUUUUCUUGUCUGUAUUUCUAGAGUCAGCCUGAAUGCCACAAUUUUAAUUUCCAAAAUUUUUUUCUCUUUAACUAAGUAGUAGCUAUUUGUUGAAUUUUUCAUUCAUAGUGUAUCUCUGAAGUGUUAUAAAAUGACUUUGCUUUAUUUGGGGGAGGAAGGUUUUUACCCUCUUCGAAAAUGCUAUUUCCAGACUUUGGAAUUUAUACUAUAUUUAUUAUACUAUUAUAAAUUAAUAGUUCCCAACAUUAUCGAUAAGGCCCAAACCUUCUCAUUUUUAACAACUAUUUGUAAGAAUUUAUGUACUUUUUAUUAGAAAUUAAAUUGAUAGCUCAUUAACACAAAUAACUUUUAAAAACAAUGUGUUCUAGAUAUGUAAUGUGAAAUAAAAAUAAUACCUAUGCUGUAUUAUAUAAUGUAUAAUGCAUUUGUGCAGAUAUAUUCCUGCAGCAGAAGAUGGGAUGAUUUGUGGAGAUGGUCCAUUUACAGUGUAUGACAUGUGUAUAACCUAUAAGAGGACCCUGGAUUCAAUUCUCAGCACCAAACACCAUAAUGAAAAUGUAUUUAAGAGAAGCAGAAUGAAGCAUACUAAGAAAUAAUCAUAGGGGAAAAAUGUAGUGUCAGAGUAACAAUUAUAAAAUUGUUUUUAUGUAAGAGAAAAAAAGACCUUUGUAAGUUAGUUUCCUUCUUUCAUAUGGAUGUAGUUUUCUUUCAUUCAUUUGUCAAACCACUGACUUAACAUCAUGGCGAUUGAAGAUUGUAUUGUAAUCUACUUGUUAAAGCUCUUGGACAUAGCAUACACUAGCAAUUAUAGAUACCAGUGCAUAUUAAUGAAUGAGUUAAUAUUCAUUCUUUUUCAUUAGUUUCCUUUCCUCCAUGAAUUCUUGUUUAAUUUGGAAUCAAGUUAAAGAAGCAAUGACAGUGGCAGAAAUCAGAGUUUGGAGACCAAGAACAGAGAGUUUUUGGUAGAUUUCUACCCUUUUCCUCAAAUUGUAGACUAAAUAACUGAAUAGCAAAGAUAGACACUAUUAUGAAAAAGAUAAUCUAUAGUAAUAUAUCUUACUAGAAAUAGGUAGUUUUACUUAUUGGGCUGUCAUUUUACAAACAAGCCUAACAUCAGGUUCUCUGGCUGCUACUACGCUUUACCUCUUCUUGCAGCAGCACCUCCUUACAGAUGUGCCAUGGUUUUUCUUUUGCGUCCAUAAAAAGCAUAGAGACAUUUCUGUGAAUUUAGCCAUAUAUGUGAUAGAAUUGUCUAAUCUUUCUAAAAUCAUUACUGCUGCCAUAAAAUGUGACAGAUACUAGAAUUUUAUUUUUAAGUUCUGAGGUAACCGAUGGAAACCUUAAGAAUUUCAGAGAAUUAAUUAACUUCAAGUUUGUGACCCCAUUUUAUUUCUGUUUUCAGUGUUCUUUGUUCACCAUAUUAACUGGUACACUUUAGUGAAGACAGUAAGCAUUAAAAACUGAGUAGCACUGUAAUAAGUAAAUGUUAGUAUAAUUCACAUUAUGAUUUCCCCUUUUAAUAAAAGGGGGAAGUUCCAAGUAGAGCAGUUAGUUGAAGUGUGCCUCUCCCCCUCUCUCAGGUGGCUGAAGGUAAACCUGCAGUGAGGUCUUUUUCAUGGAGAAUACUUAAUCUACGCUAAAUGACUGAACAUCAGAAUGCAGGUGGCAGAGUAGAUAAUAAUCCAGAAGUUACUGUUAAUCAUGCCAUAUUAUUCUCCCUUUUGAUUGAGAACCAUAAGUUCCAUGAUAGUAAUCUUCAUGUGAAAAGCACAUAUUUGUAAAUUGUAUUUUUUUUCCAGACGUAUAGGAGAAAAUUUGAGUGUCUCAGCAAGUUCUGUAGAAAAUGAGCCUGCAGUUAGUUCAGCAACUCAAGCAAAGGAAAAAGUUGGGAUGAUUCUCCUUCCCAAACCAAGAGUUCCUUAUCCUCGCUUCUCUCGGUUCUCACAGAGAGAGCAGAGAACGUAUGUGGAUUUGUUGGCUAAAUAUGCAAAGAUCCCCUCAAAUUCCAAGACUGUUGGAACAAAUACAAAUGAAUACCUGCAGUAUCUGGAUAUGAAAAAACAUGUGAAUGAAGAAGUUAAUGAAUUCCUAAAGUUUUUACAAAAUUCUGCAAAGAAAUGUGCACAGGAUUAUAAUAUGCUUUCUGAUGAGGCCCGUCUCUUCACAGAGCAACUCCUAAGAGCUUGCAUUGGACAAGUGAAAAAGUACCCAGAAUUUUAUACUCUUCAUGAAGUUACCAGCCUAAUGGGAUUCUUCCCCUUCAAAACAGAGAUGGGACUGAAGCUGGAAAAGACUCUUCUUGUUUUGGGCAGUGCAAAGUUUGUAAAAACAGCAUUUCCCUCGAUGCCUGUGAAAUUACAGCUCUCAAAAGAGGACAUGUCUUCCAUUGAGACCCCACAGCAAAAAGCUGAAGUUAUGCACUGUGAUAUUAGUAAAGACCCGAACGCAGAGAAGCUUGUUUCAAGAUACCAUCCGCAGAUAGCUCUGACUAGCCAAGCAUUAUUCACCUUGCUCAAUAACCAUGGACCAAGCUACAAGGAGCAGUGGGAAAUUCCAGUGUGUGUUGAGAUGAUAGCUGUGGAAGGUUCCAAACCAGUUAAAGUAAUUUAUAUCAAUUCUCCACUUCCUCGAAAGCAAAUGACAAUGAGAGAAAGAAAUCAAAUCUUCCAUGAAGUUCCAUUAAAACAUAUAAUAUCAAAAAACACAUCUGUUCCAGUCUCUGCUGUCUUUAUGGACAAACCUGAAGAGUACACCUCUGAGGUGGACAUGCCCACUGAAGCUAGUGAGUGCCGGAAAAUUGAAACUCUGGAAAAUUUGGAUAUGGACUUUGAUGGUGAUGUCACAGAACUUGAAACCUUUGGAGUAACUACUACUAGUCCACCUAGGUCACCAAGUUCAGAAAGUGACUCCUCUGCACCCCUCAUGACAGAUGUCCACGCAGUCCCCAAAAUAGCAGCUGUGCCUGUGGCACCAGCUACGCCUGUGGCACCCACUAUGCCUGUGGCACCAGCUAUGCCUGUGGCACCCACUAUGCCUGUGGCACCAGCUACACCUGAGGCAUCAGCUACACCUAACAUUACUGAUGAUUCUAGAAGUUUAUGUCAGAUUCUGAUGAAACAAUUACAGAAGGAGAAACAGCUAUUCUCUGGUGUGGAAAGUGGUCCUGAAGGGUGCAAAAAUAAAGAUGAUCAAGGACUUGAACCAUGUGGUGAAGAGGUUCUCAGUGCCAAUGCAAAAUCUCUAACACAAGAUAAUGAAGUCCACAGAACUGAGGGAAUUUCUAAGGAAAGUGACGUAGGUGUGCUGUGUACCAAUGAUGAAAGACAGGGUGAUCAGGGGAAUGCAAACAAUCCUAACAACACAGCUACUGCAUCAGAAGCAGCUGAAAGUGAGAAAGGGAUUCCUUGUGGCAGUGAUACAGAUGAGGACUGCUUAAUCAUUGAUACAGAGAGUAGAAGUUGUGAUGGAAAGACAGCUGAUUUAGGUUCUAGGCCAAAUUCUUCAGCACAGGCUUCUGCGGGGAACCAGGCCGCUACUACUGUUUCUGAGGAAUCUUGUGUUUUAAAGAAACCUAUCAAAAGAGUCUACAAAAAAUUUGAUCCAGUUGGAGAAAUUCUAAAAAUGCAGGAUGAGCUUUUAAAACCAGUUUCCAGGAAAGUACCUGAGUUGCCCUUGACUAAUUCAGAAGAAUGUAAACAGCCGCCUGCUUCUGAGCAACCCUCUGCUGCUUUGGAUGCCACUACCUGGCCAAAAUCCAGUUGGCCCUCUGCGUUUCAGAAGCCUAAAGGACGAUUGCCAUAUGAACUUCAAGACUAUGUGGAAGAUAGAUCAGAGUAUACAGCUCCUCAAGAAGGAAACUUUGUCUACAAGUUGUUCAGCCUACAAGACCUGCUGGUACUUGUGCGGUGCAGCGUCCAGAGGGUAGAGACGAGACCACGCUCCAAAAAACGGAAGAAGAUCAGAAGACAAUUUCCAGUUUACGUGCUACCAAAAGUAGAGUAUCAAGGUUGUUAUGGAGUUGAAGCUCUGACUGAAAGCGAGCUCUGUCGCUUCUGGACUGAAAGUUUAUUGCAUUCCAACUGCUCGUUUUAUGUUGGGCAUAUUGAUGCAUUUACUUCAAAGCUUUUCAUGCUAGAAGAAAUCACUUCAGAAGAAUUAAAAGAAAAACUUGCAGCACUCAAGAUUUCAAGUUUAUUUAACAUUCUCCAGCACAUUCUAAAGAAAUUAUGUAGCUUGCAGGAAGGGUCCUACUUGCUGUCUCACGCAGCAGAAGAUUCUUCACUCCUGAUCUACAAGACCUCAGAUGGAAAAGUUACUAGAACAGCAUAUAAUUUGCAUAAGGCACAUUGUGACCUUCCUGGCGUACCCUCCAGUCUCUCGGUUCCUUGGGUCCCACUAGAUCCCAGUUACCUGUUACCAUAUCAUAUCCAUCAUGGACGAGUACCUUGCACUUUUCCACCUAAACCACUGCGCCCUGCAGCACAAGCAAAGGUUGGUGGGACAAGAAUGCCUACCCGUAACCACAAGAAUCCUGUCUCCAUGGAAACCAAAAGCAGUCGCCUGCCUGUUCAGCAAGUUGAAAAUGAAGGAGUGGCUCGGAAUAAAAGGAAAAUAAUGUAAGGGCUGGACCAUAGAAAAUGAAGUUUCAGAAAACCCAGUUAUAACAGUGUUUAAUGUUGAACUUUAAGGGGAAACAUACCCAGAAGAUCAGCGAGUGAGAAAAGUGUUUCCCCUCGCUAUCCUGGAGUUCUUACAAAGUGCCUUGGAAACCUACUGACUGCAGGAAUGGUGGUGACAGCAGGAGUUAGUCACUCCUCAGCACUGGUGCACGGAGAAUGUAGAAUGCUCCAUUAGCAUGGCAGCAAACUGAAUAAGAAAAAUAUUUUUAUAGCAUUCUUUUCUAAAGAUCAUAGGUAGGAAAACCACUUGCUGAUUUAGGAACUGUCAUGUAUUAUGUUAUCAAUUUGAUUAUAUUGCCACUCAAAUGAGACUGGCCCAAUAGUUAAAUAUUGCCAAUGUUAGAAACAGCUCUGUGCAUUGUUUAUGACCUAUUUUUGUCAGUAUUAAAACUGCUGUUGAUGUUUGAAAACCUGUUGAAAUUCCUUUGUGGACCCCGAAAGUGAAAACAAGAAAGAUCCUCAUCUCUGAAAAGUGGCAAAUUAAUAUUUUCUUACUAGGCAACCACCCUUGUGUUUUAUAAAAACAAAAAACAUUCUGUGGUGUGACAGCUUUGGUGGCAAUAUCUCUACUACUUUGCACAAAUUCCAUGUAAAUGUGGUAAAAUACUACCCAAAGCAGAAAUAACCAUGAGGAUGCAGGAAAAAAAA